GCUCAGUCAGGGAAGCUCCACAUAAGGAGUGGAGGGAAAGUUCAAAUCAUGAGCUGAAAUGAUUGCAUUUACUCUCGGAUUUUAAUAUAAAAGUCUGCCGCUGAAUCGUGAUAAUUCUGCAAAGAUAUGCCUUCGAAUCUGGUUGACAGAUGGGCCGAAGAGAAUAACAACAUCGUCAAAAAGUGGAAGGAAUAUGAAACUCACCAGCAGCCUCUUCAGGACAUCAGGAAACAGUGUUAUACGGAGUGUCUGAAACUGCAACAGAAAGUUCAAGGUGUGCCGGCCCAAACAGGACACCUUAAGCUUGAGAUCGCCGUUACAUACAACAGUUUACUAUUUUCCCUGAGUUGUGGCACACCAAAUGAGACAAAGGAUUACAUCACCAAUAUCCUUAUAAGAGCUUUAGAGGCUGUUCAUAAGCCUCGUCAGGUCCCCGAUUAUGAUUUGGUUCUAUUAUGGCAUGCAGUGCUGAAGAUUUUCAGUGGUACGGUUCAUGAGCCGUGGAUCCACAAACUUCUGCUGAUUCAGUGGGCAGUCUGGCUCUCAGAACAGCGCUACGAGGAAAUCCUGCAUUUGUUUCUGGAAGUUAAUCACAAAAAACAGAGCACACAAUCAGGGGAUCUUCUUUCAGAAACUCGAAGCCUCACCUUCCCUAUCGAAGAAGACGUCUCUCUGCUCGUCGCUUUAGCAACCGAAGACCUCAAGGAGCUUUUGCACGUGUGCACUUUCAUUUCUUAUGGAGUGGAGAAGAUGAAGGAUGAGAAAUAUAUGGAGGCUCUUGAGGCUUUGCAGGAAGCCAGCACUCAGCCCUCACCCAGAGCUCUCUUGGCUCACGUUCACAUGCUCACAGGCUUUUGCUAUGCCAAGCUGGAACAGCCCCAGUGUGCCCUUCAGUGUUACAGAAAGACCUUAGAAGUGGACUUUAAUUGCCACAGGGCCCUUUAUCUGAGCUCAUUAAUAUACAGACAGCUGGGUAACACAAAUGCCGAAAUAGAGGCCUUGAAUCUCCUGCACUCUGCUGUAAUGUUGCAUGCUGAGAGCGAUCCAUCAACAGUGCCGUUGAUAUCUUCUGAUAUGCUGCUUGGUAGUAAACAGAUCAGCUUCAUCUGCCAAAUUCCAUCUCCUCUACACAUAUUACAUACUCUGGGACACAGAUGUGUGCUCAGUGACAGCAGAACUUCAGAAGGCGCUGAAUAUUAUCUCGACCUCUUGGCUUCUUUACAGUCAGACUCGAAUCAGAUUCCGGCGGACGAUGGCUUGUCAUUUCCAAGAAUUCCAGUGGUCUACCUUGAAGCAGCAUUUGCCCUGUUGAAAGCCAAACGAGUUUGGGAUGCCCUUGCCGUUUGUGAGGAGGUCAUCACUAAAACUGUCGACCUCAUCCCAGAGAGAUUGUUGAUCACACCGUCCGUGACGGUUUCCAGAGAACUCGUACCUCUGACGCUGGAAGCUGAUGCUCUGGACGAAAAGAUGGAGUGUGUGCUCUGGUCUGGAGCUGCUUAUUUCCUCCAAGGGCAGGCGCAUUUACAGCUCAAAGAUACUAAAGAGGCAUUGACCAAUUUUACUAGAGCAAUCAAUCAAUUGGUGAAAGUGUCCAUGAAACAGAAAGUGAAAGACCCAGGAAGUGAUGAAGGAGCUGUUGAUCACACAGUGAUGUUCCUGGAAGCUCUAAAAGGAAAAGUGCUUGCUUUUAGAGCUGUGUGUUUUGUAGAGAGGGGGCAGUUGAAAGAAGCUUUAAGGGACUUUCAACUCAGUCUUCAGGCCACCCCAGGAUGCAGGAACACUGAAAUGUGGCUAGUGGAGAUGUUGUGGAGGCUGGACCGCAAGCAGGAAGCAGCAGCCAUGUGGACGCAAAUACUUAAUUCCACACAAUCGUCAGCACCAGUAGAUCUGCCCUUGUAUCUGCAAACAUGGCAAGAGGAUCCUACAUCUUUUGACCUGAGCAGCCUGCAAAAGAAAAUGGACGAAUUUGUACAGAAUAGUUUUGUAACAACAUAGUAACAUUGCAUUACAUUAUUCUAUACCUUCUGAACAUUUUCGUAAUGCUUGAUUAUUAUUGAUCCUGGUCAUCCACAGAACACCACAAAUACAUGCAUCCGAGCUACAUCCCAGCAAAUAUUUUUGGUAAACAACAUGAAACUGGAGAAUAUAAAUGAAACCUAUGCGUUGGUGGAAAUAAUAUGCAACACCACACACUGACUCGGGGGCUCAGGAACAAGCCCUGGGUUUGGGAAUAUAUGAUUUUCAAAAUUGUAAAUACUUUGCAAUACAGGCUGUUGGUUUUAGAAUAAAGGUCAUACUACAUCAGAGAAUGUACAGACCCCAUCAUAAGGGUCUAUACUGAUGACAGAAUUCUAGUUUUGGUUAUCACCUGUUAAGUAUUGUAUCAAAAAUGGAAAAAGUUGAACCUCAUUCUCUGUUUAGUAAUUAUUGUUACUAUUUACUAUGUGUAUGUAUAAAGUAUUAUAUGUAUAUUUCAUACCUUUAUUAUGAAGUAACUUCAGUAGCCAGUUUAUGUUUGGUACAGGAGGCCGUAUGACAUUUAUCUGUAAUUAUUAUUAAAACUGAAACGCUUGCUAGUGAGUUAUAAACGUACACUACAGGGCCAAAAGUCUGCGCACACAUGUCCAUCACACCCAUGUGUGCUUGAUGAACAUCCUAUUCCAGAUUCUACUGAUAUAAUAAGCUUCACCCGUCUGGGAAGGAUUUCCACUAGAUUUGUAAGCAUGUGGGGGCACAAGAGUAUUAGUGAGGUCAGGCACUGUUUUUGGAGGAGGCCUGGGGUUCAGUGUGGUUGAGACCAGGGCUGUAUAGGACACUCAUCUUUUUCCACCUCAGCCUUGGCAAACCAUGUCUUCAUAUACCUAAAUUUGUACAUAGGGCAUUGUCAUGUUGGAACAGAUUUAAGCCUCUUUCACUGAUGGGAAAUUGUAAUUCUAUGGCACACAAAGACAU
Molecule: messenger RNA, 2952 nt
Organism: Hemibagrus wyckioides
Lineage: Eukaryota; Metazoa; Chordata; Actinopteri; Siluriformes; Bagridae
Gene: fancg
Product: FA complementation group G
Exons: 14
Coding region: 127-1995 (622 amino acids)
Biological process (GO): interstrand cross-link repair
Cellular component (GO): Fanconi anaemia nuclear complex
Molecular function (GO): protein binding
Source: RefSeq, a predicted model, not a curated record